Molecule: messenger RNA, 7941 nt
Organism: Syngnathoides biaculeatus (alligator pipefish)
Lineage: Eukaryota; Metazoa; Chordata; Actinopteri; Syngnathiformes; Syngnathidae
Gene: tiam2a
Product: TIAM Rac1 associated GEF 2a
Exons: 27
Coding region: 508-5625 (1705 amino acids)
Biological process (GO): activation of GTPase activity; small GTPase-mediated signal transduction; positive regulation of axonogenesis
Cellular component (GO): synapse; membrane
Molecular function (GO): protein binding; guanyl-nucleotide exchange factor activity
Source: RefSeq, a predicted model, not a curated record
UUUGGAUUUCCAUUUGCUGUUUUGGGGACAGCUGUGGAAAGUAAGCGCCGGACAUCUCUGCGAGUCAUGAAUAUGAACGCGAACACGUAAAAAAAAAAUCGUGAAUACGUUGACGGCGUGUCUCGAUGAACGUGAACCGCGAGAAACCGAGCGAGUAGCCGGGCCCUCUGGCUGCCUCUUCCCCCUUCACGCUGCCCGAGGCAGGGAGGAGGAGUUCAAGCCCACUAAAUCUGGGAGGAGUCGCUUUACUCGUCUCCACGCACUCAGUCCCGUCUGGAAGCAACACCGAUCGUGGAACUAACAUAUACGGAGCCAACCUGUUUUUGUAAUCUUUCGAAAUCCGACAAACUUGCGUGUCGACGCGUUGAGGAGGCUAACAGAAUUUUCGAGCGGAGCAAACACUAACCGAUGAGAGGCUGCGAAGGAAAUAGUUUACUUUGAGACAUGAGGUGGCGAGAUCCAGCACUUAGGAGCCCCAUUUUGAGACUUUGAGACAGGCAGGCAGCAAUGGGAAAUUCUGAGAGCCAGUACAGCAUCCAGAGCCUCAAAGCCACCAGCUUUGGCUUCUCUGGGACACAGAAGCCAUGCUCACUAAAUCUUGGCCCAGCCACAGAUGACCCUCUGUCACCUCACGAGUGGUGGAAAAGUGCACCAGUGAGCUCUGGGUAUAAGGCCAAAUGUGUCAGCCGAGGUUGUCUUUCCCCUCCAAAGAGCCGCCAGCCUUACUCUGGCCGUCACAAUGACUAUGUCUCCAGAGGAGUGAGGGGCAGCCAGAAUGAGCACCGCUGGCGUCGUUCGACUGGAUGUGGUAUACGCAAGCGGCAUGUAUCCGAUGACUAUGAAGAUAAUCCGUACGGUGCAGAGCUCAAUGGCUGUACUUUGAAUGGUCAAAGAGACAAAGAGCAGGUUUUGGAAAAACAAAGUAGCCCAAGAGUGGUGAUCAAGAAGGAUGGCAGUCUGAGAGUGGAAUUCACAAAUACCUCAGGUAGCGAUUUCCUCCUGGAUGAGGUUUCAAGUCCUGUACAACUCCUCAAGUUCUCUGCUAACUUGGAGUCCCCCUCAACCCCUAGUUUGCCAGGCUCUGGCAGCAGCGAGCCCGAUGGCCUACGCAGUGGUCCUCCGCCAGCCUCUACGUCCUCCACUGCUAGAACCAGUAAAGGAAGCUCUCUGAGCUCAGAUGGUUCUUGGUAUGAUUCUCCUUGGGGGGCCAGCACAGAACUUUGUGAGCAGGAUCAGUCUUGCUCUUCUAACAGUACACAAGUGCACUCCCCUAUCCACCAGCAUGACCUUUUCAUCGAACAAUCUACCCCUAUGUCCAUUGUAAGCCUCUAUAAUAACUCCACAAUGGCUGCUACCUUCCCCACAGCCAAAGACUUGUCCUCCCAUUUAGAGGCAGCGCCAAAUGGCCAACAGCCACAUACAGCCUCCCUUGCAUCAGUCUUAGAUGUUCCCUUGAAGGAGGAAUGCCUUGAGGGCCACCAAUAUUCAUCAUACACCCUUCCCUGUCGAAGGCCCAAAGCUCACACCAUGAGCGAGGGUCUGCAUCAGUACACCAACAAUGAACAGCAUCGGGAGGGAGCUGCAUCAGAGUUUGGCUUCCAAAAGAAAGCGUCCAUAAAAAAACACAUUCGACGUUUCAGUGACUGGACGGGCAGCCUCAGUCGUAAGAAGAGAAAGACCCAGGAGACCAGGCACAAAGACCUGAGUGACACCUUUGACAGCGGAGUUGAUGGUCUGACCGUUGAUACCAGCUCCCCGUCUCAGGCAUCAAGCCUCUUGUGGCUCCCAGGAGCCCCAAGAACCCAAUCAUCAGGGGCUAUUCACCAAUCAACAAAUGAUGCCCUUCGCCAGAACAUUUAUAAGAACUUUAUGAGAGAGCUGGAGACGAGUAGUGGCCAGGGAGGACGUGAGAGAAGAGACCCUUCCACGGGCGAAGAUGAGGGGGAGAGCAGUAGUGAGUCAGCUGAUGGCUCUUUGGAGCAGCUGGACCUGCUGUUUGAAAAGGAGCAAGGGGUGGUCCGACGGGCAGGUUGGCUUUCUUUCAAACCAUUAGUAACACUGCAGAAGGACAGGAAGCUGGAGCUGGUGACCUGCCGCAAAUGGAAACAGUACUGGGUUACCUUAAAAGGAUGUACUUUGCUAUUCUAUGAGACCUACAAUAAAGGCUCAUCAGAGCAAGAGCUCUCUCCUCGGUACUCUCUCCUGGCUGAAGACAGCAUCGUCCAGGCUGUUCCAGAGCACCCCAAAAAGGAGAAUGUCUUUUGCCUCAGCAACUCAUACGGAGAUAUCUAUCUGUUUCAGGCCGGCAACCAGACAGACUUAGAAAACUGGGUGACAGCCAUCCACUCAGCCAGCGCCUCGUUGCUGGCCAAGCGCCAGGGAAAGGAGGAUACAGUACGUCUGCUGCGGAGCCAGGUCCGUGGCCUGUUGCAGAAGAUUGACAUGGAUGGGAAAAUGAAGAAGAUGGCUGAGCUGCAGCUUACCGUUGUCAGUGACCCCAAAAAUCGCAAGGCCAUCGAAAACCAGAUUCAGCAGUGGGAGCAAAAUCUGGAGAGGUUCAACUUGGAUCUUUUUAGGAUGCGCUGUUACCUGGCCAGUCUUCAGGGGGGUGAGCUCCCCAACCCAAAGAGUCUGUUAGCAAUCGCUAGUCGCCCUACCAAAACUACCCUUGGCCGUCUUGGGAUCUUCUCUGUUUCAUCUUUUCAUGCACUGAUUUGUUCCAGAGAUGAGGCCACACUGCGUAGACGCUCAUUGUCACGAACCUUUCGAAAGCACAAGCGAGGCAUUUUCUCUUCCCUCAAAGGGCUUGACACCUUGACAAAGAAGAGCAAAAGGGUCUCUGCAUCACAGGUCUUUGAGAGCGACGCAGGAGGUCAAGCUCAUUUUCCGCCUCCCAAGAACACUGAGAGGGUGGAUGUGCUCACCAGUAUCUACUCCAUGUCGCCCUCUGAGGAUGGUGUGCGGGAUAUCAUCAGUUCUACCACAAGCAUGCUGACCUGUGUCUAUAUGCCAGAUGGCCUGACAGCCCAGGUUCACAUUAGAACUGACCAGAAAGCCGCUGACCUCGUCUUUGAGGCUUGCAAGGCUAAACAGCUGGACCCAGACCUGCACCGGCUUCGUCUGCGCAUCAAGCCUGGCCAGGACACAGAAAUUCGAUCUGUGGCGCCUGGCGAGCUUGUCUGGGAAUUGGCUUAUGGCCAAUUGGAGGUGGUCCCAGUUAAUGUGUUUACCCUGCAAAUGAGCAGGAUAAGUGGCAGUGGAGAUUUUGGAUUUGCAGUAACAGGACAUAUUGACAGUCAGAAGAACAGUCGGAUCUUUGUCAGUGAAGUGCUCCCUAAUGGACAAGGCUUCAGUGAAGGUUUACGUCCAGGUGAUGAAGUUCUGAUGCUGAAUGGCCGCUAUGUAUCAGGUCUGGAUCUGACCCUGAUACAGACACUUUUUGCUGAGCAAACCCUCAACCUGUGCCUGAGGCGGGAUGGACCGCGGCCUCAAAAUUCUGCCUCUGACCACCCAGUUCCUCCUCUGGCAUUCAAGCUCAAAGCAAAGUCCUCCUCAGACUUGUGCACUGCAGCGGUGGGUAGUGAGUCCAUGUGUGCCAGGAUGGAAAGUCUCUCCCACUGCGCAUACAGGCCUGUUCAGAUCAGCAAGAGUGUGGACACAGUGUGCAACCUCUAUCAGUCCUUCCAGGAGCCAGAAGGUUCAGCCACUUGCAACCCGAUGGAGGACCUCAAGGAGCCUCGUCUGAAGCAGGCUGAUGAUUUAGGACCAGGCUCCAGGGGAGACGCCGCGCUUCUCCGACCCUGUCCCAAGCAUAUGAGUGGCACUGAGCGGUUACGCAAGGUCAUCCAGGAGCUUGUGGACACAGAAAAGUCCUAUGUGAAGGAUCUGGCUUGUUUGUUUGAAAUCUACCUGAAACCUCUACAGAAUGAAACUUUCCUCACGCUUGAUGAGAUGGAGAGUCUGUUCGGCAGUCUGCCAGAGAUGUUGGACUUCCAGCGGGUCUUCCUGCAGACGCUCGAAGAGAGGAUUGCUUCUUCCCCUGACUUCAGCACACUUGAAACGCCUUCCCAGUUCAAGAAGCUCCUGUUUUCUCUGGGGGGUUCCUUCCUGUACUACGCUGACCACUUCAAGCUCUACAGUGGCUUCUGUGCCAAUCACAUCAAGGUCCAGAAAGUUCUGGAGAGAGCCAAGACGGAUCGGGCCUUUAAGGAAUUUUUGGAUGCAAGGAACCCCACUAAGCAGCAUUCCUCCACCCUAGAGUCUUAUCUGAUUAAACCGGUGCAAAGAGUUCUCAAGUACCCAUUGCUGCUCAGGGAGCUGGUCUCCCUCACUGACACCAACAGCGAAGAGCACUACCACCUCACAGACGCGCUUCGGGCCAUGGAGAAGGUGGCCAGCCACAUCAAUGAGAUGCAGAAAAUCUACGAGGAUUACGGCGCAGUCUUUGAUCAACUUGUCACCGAGCAGGCCAGCCAUGAUAGAGAGGUCACUGAAAUCUCUAUGGGUGAGUUUCUUCUGCAUUCCACUGCAGUGUGGCUCAACCCGCAUCCAUCAUUAGGCCGCAUGAGGAAAGACCCCGAAAUAACCGUGUUUGUCUUCAAGAAAGCCGUCAUAUUGGUCUACAGGGAAAACAACAAGCUGAAGAAAAAGAUGACCAACCCGCGUUCGGCGCUCUCUCACGGUGACCCGGACCCAUUCAAGUUCCGUUGGCUCAUCCCUCUCUCUGCACUCCAAGUUAGGCUUGGAAAUACAGCAGGACCGGGCACGGAAAGCAGCUGUAUCUGGGAGCUGAUUCAUUCUAGGUCUGAAGUGGAAGGGAGACCACAGACUGUCUUCCAGCUGUGUAGCAGCGAGCCCGAGAGCAAGGUGAACGUAAUCAAGGUGAUCCGCUCCAUCCUCAGGGAGAACGCCCGGAGGAACACGAGAGGCGAAUCCACUUUGGAGCGUGGCUGUAAAGAACGCCUGGCGGCCAUGCGCAACGCUGUGCCUUCCGCCGCUAGGAUGGGCUCCUCCAGGGCCUCCUGGUUGUGUCGGCAGCCCCUCGCAGACCUCAAGUCCGGACCGGACUCCGACGAAGGUAGCCUGAGCAGCGGCACCUGCAGUCUGUCGGGCGCCGCCGCCUCCCUUCUUCCUGUCCAAGAGAGCUGGUCCGGGACGCCGCCGGCAAGUUACUCCCGGCCUGUUUCCGGCUCUGUGAAGGAGUCCGACAUUCUCAGCGACGAGGACGAUGACGGCUUUAGCGACACUGCGGCUGCCAAGAGGGACGCUCUUGACGCUCAGUUCUUCCAGUUAAAAAUAUCCGAGGAACCGGUGCUGACGUACGCGCCCUGCGUCCAGCCUGAGGGGGACGCUCCCGAGGCCGGACCCAGACUGACAAGUGACCAAGCGGUUGCAGCAAAGAGGAAGAACGGCAGCCUGCGGAGGAGCCAAGGGGCGCUAGUGUGCAUGAAGGAUAAAAGCACCUCGCUGGAUGCGCCGUCAUCACCACCAGGCGCCGUGGACCUCAACGCACUCCUGGAGAGAGAGUUUAGCGUCCAAAGUCUGACAUCAGUGGUGAAUGAGGACUGUUUCUAUGACACGGCCCUGGAGAGACCCCCAAGAGUACGGGACAACAAUUCCAGUUAGCACUCAGCCGUGGUCAGGUGGAGAACUGGAGGCAAGCUGAUUGGCGUAUGGACUCUCCCAAGGGGGUUGUGGGUCACCUACAGCCUCAAGGCCGUGCAUUGUGUCCAGUCUGCUGUGACAUUGGAAAACAAGUGCAGUUUUCAGCAAUAUUCAUAUUUGCUGGUUUUGUUCUCUGGACCAAACUAUAGCAUUAUUUUUGGGGGGCCCUAUCUAGUUGCUUUGGUUUCAUGUCAAGAUGAGUUUGAGUUUCAUUUAGACUUCAGUUCUUUGCCACCAGCUUGUGGCAUCUAUAGGCCAUUUACAGUUUUUGGCGUAGGGGUGAAUUUAUAACAAGUUCGCUCUUUGUUGUUACUUCAAUAAAUACUUCAAAUUUUGCAGUGAUCAGAUGAGCGAAAUCCUUGAACACCACAAUCAAACCACAUUGUACCAAUAUGGUCGAGUGUUUCACAUUUCGCCGCGGGCCACAUAAGUCCGUUUCUCAGAUGGCUGGAGUAUAUUUUUAAUUUAAAUUCAAAUCAUAAAUAGUGGUAUGCAAAUAAUUAAUGAGGGAUAUGGACCAAGUCCCGCUGGCAAAAGCAAUAAUCUGUAACUUGCUGGUGGCAAAUCUCUCUCUCCCCCCCUCUCUCCCUGUUAGACAAAGCUAUGGCCUGACUAAAUGAAACCUAUCCCCUCAGUUCAACAGAAUUCCUUGGCACCAAGAUGCUAAAAGUGACGACAAAGCAAUUUUUUUUAUGUCAUAAUUUUGGUUGGGCCAGAAACGUGAUGAGUUGGUGAGUUAUUCAGUUAAUGAUGGAGGAAAUGCCCACCCACCCCCACCCCCAAAAAAAUCUGCGAAGCAAAUUUGUGAAUCCUUGAAGCAAGUUGGUAGCUGGUUGACUGUACAAUUAUUGUCCGUUUAAAAAAAAAAAAAAAAAAAAGAAUUUGGUGAAAAUGGUUACUUGUAAAAGCUAGUUAAAAAGUUGCAAUUUCAGUAAUGUAUUUUUAGAAAAAACAGCAAGUAGACUUACUUUAACAGGCAACAUAUGUCCCCUGGCCCUUUGGUUUGAUAUCUGUGUUGUGAACUCGGAACAGCAUGAUUAAUUUGGGGUCGGGGCCAUUAAAAUACAGACAGUACAUUUUUGGUUAUAUUCCUGCCUCAAUAAUACCUCAAAUGUAAAGUUUAUAAAAACCCCAUCAUAUGCUGGUUAACCCAAAAUAAUGCAUGGAUAUUUCUAAUCUGCAUUUAGUUUGCGAGCAGACACGGUUAUUGUUUUCUGCAGAGGUUAAUACUUAAUAAGCACCAACGGAGCUAAGGAGAAAAUUUUGGCAACAAACGUGAACAUAUGGCAAUUGAAGGGCACCAGGUAAUCAAUAACAUGGUGACGGCAGCCUCACAUGCAAAAAUAGGACAAACUAUUUAUUUGGAGAGGGUUUUUUUUGUAAUAAAGGUUGACUUACGUUUAUUUUUAAAGCAUGUGAUGGUUUGAAAGAAAAUGAAGUUUGGGGCACGUUGGUUUCACUUUCUAUUAUGACAUCUCGUUUCCUGUCACCUUUAAAAAUAGCUGACAGGAACACAUUUUAAAAGUAGACUGAAUGAUGAGAUAUGAUAAAAGCAGAUUGAAAAGGAAAUGAUGGCUUCUUUGAUAUACUUGGGAGAUGUGCACGCACACGGUGCCCCAGCUAAUGGUCACAUGUUUCACUGUGAGCAAAGAUCCAAAGACGUGCUGCAGUCAAUGAUCAAAUCUUUUUUUUUUUUUUUUCCUUCUGUAUUUUCUGCACUAAAGUACACUGUUUGCCUUUACAAUUGAAAUAUUUUCCUGUACAGGUUUUAAUGUUAUUAACGGCAGGUUUUAUUUAUUACUUUAGUGAAGAUUGUUUAUAAAGCCGGUUUAAGGUGUCAGGCAUUUAAGAUUUAGAUUCACUUGCAAAUAGGAAAAGUAAAAGGCAGGUUUAUUUUCUAAUGUGGAGCCUUUGGAUUAGAUUUUUUUUUUUUUUCUGAGGAGAGGAAUUGUUUCAGGUAAGGCUUCUUUGUUUUUGAAUGACAAUUUUGUAAAAUGAUUUGUAUGUUUGUGUGCAUCUUUUGUACGCAAUCUUUUCUACAUGAUGUAUCCUUUUUCUACUUGAUACUGGACAACUUAGAAAUGAGGCAGAAAAAUAUGCAACAAAUUCAAGUGCUCUUUGUUUUUUUUUGUAAUGCAACAUGGAUGGAGUUGAGGUACUUUCAAAGGCAAACCACUAAAAGACAUUAUUCUUAUCAUGCCUUCAAUGUUAGUAUACCAAUGAAUGUGAAUUCCUCCUGAUGAAUUAUUUUCAAAAUAAAAACUUAUCUGUGAACAG